This is a messenger RNA of Leptopilina boulardi, 2430 nucleotides long. RefSeq names its product odorant receptor 67c-like. The record is from RefSeq and is a predicted model, not a curated record. Gene Ontology annotation, molecular function: odorant binding; olfactory receptor activity. Gene Ontology annotation, cellular component: plasma membrane. The coding region runs from base 52 to 1242 and encodes 396 amino acids. NCBI's taxonomy places the organism in Eukaryota, Metazoa, Arthropoda, Insecta, Hymenoptera, Figitidae. The transcript has 5 exons. Gene Ontology annotation, biological process: sensory perception of smell; detection of chemical stimulus involved in sensory perception of smell.
AAAAAAAAUUCUUGAUUAAAUUUUGACGUGUGAGGAAAAAUAAUAAAAAAAAUGUAUAAAGCCGAAUUUUCAUUAAAAUUUCUUACAAUUAGUGGUGCUUAUAGACCAAUAAUUUGGUCAUCGUUUAGUACGAAAAUUCUUUAUAAUAUUUUCACUUUCUUCGUGAUUAUUUCAUUACAAUCUGCUUUCUAUUCAUUGUUCGUGUUUCUUACUUUUUCUUCAUUACAUGGCAUUGACGAUUUUGCAGAAUCUUUAUGUUGGACUGUAGCAGUUUUUGUUGAUUUGGCGAAAAUUAUUAAUUUUCUAUUACGACGUGACGAUAUUAUAGAAUUGAUAAAUAUUCUAAAUAAAGAUUGCUUAAAAACACGGGACAAUAAAGAGGAAAUUAUGCAAGACAAAUGUGAUUUUACCGCUAGAAGGAAUACAAAGUAUUUUUUCCUAAUAAUCGCAGCCCCAGUGUCAAUGAUGACACUUGGUGGAUUAGUAAAAAGAACAGCAAAUAUCAAUUUGCCAUUAAAAGCAUCAUAUCCAUACGAUUAUAAUCGGAAAUUAGCAUUUUGUUUGACAUAUUUUUGUCAAAGUGUCUCAAUUUAUUUUGGUGGUAUUAUCACUAUUGGACAUGAAACAUUUUUAAUGACAAUUUUAAUACAAAUUUGUUGUCAGUUAGAUAUAAUAUAUCAUCGUUUAAGAAAUUUGCCAAAUUUAUAUAGAAACAAUAAUAUAAAGUCUAUAAUGUUAAAUGAAACAGAAGAGGCAAAAAUUAUUAAAAAUUGUAUUUUACAUCAUAAUGACGUCUACAUGUUAAGUAGUAAAUUAAACGAUAUUUUUAGUAUUGUAAUUGGUAUUCAAUUUUUUGGAUCAAUUUUAAAUAUUUGUACUUUUGUCUUUAGUUUAUCUAACAAGAAUGAAAUUAAUGACAGAGUUAUUGCUCAAUGUUUAUCGUUAAUUACAUUUUUAUUUCAAAUAUUUCUUUAUUGUCAUUUUGGAAAUGAAGUUAUGAUAAAAAGUUUGAAACUAGUAAAAGUUUUGAGUAUGAUGGACUGGACAGUAUUAACAAGGAAUACAAAACAUGAACUUCUUCUAAUUUGUGUACGCGCAAGUGAUCCAAUAAUUAUAACGAGUGGAUCUGUUAUUCCUAUGACUUACGAUACUUUUAUCAAGAUUUUGAGAACAUCUUACGCAGCUUACAAUUUACUUCAAAAUCGAAACGCAUAUAAAAUGAUAUAUGAAAAAAAUGGAUAGAUAUGAGAUUGCAGGAGAAAUUUGUCAUUGUUCGAUGGUAUAAAUCUCAUUGAAAUGCACCAUUAUAGUAUUAUAAAUUUGUUUUGUUAUUUAAAUAUUCUAAAGCGUUUGUAAUGUUUGAAAAGACAUAUAUUAUAGAGUUUAAAUAAAAAAUAUAAACCAAAAAUUUAAUUAAAAAAUUUUUUUUUGAACAUAAUGGAAAUACUUAUAGAGAUAAAGUCCGCAGAUUUUAAGAACAUCUUAUGCAGCUUACAAUUUACAUUUAAUGUGAAAUGUAUUUAUCGUCGCAGUCCGCAAACGGAUGAAAAUUGAAAUUUUAUAACAGUAUAGAAAUAUCUUGACAAUUUACCGAUAUAUGUGAAAAGAGGGACGUAUAUCCUUUCUUUGUAUUUUUAAAAAAAGACCGUGCAUGCAAAGCAUAUGAAAAAAGUAUCGAAAUAUCUCGAUGAUCGAACAAAACUCGAAUUUUUAAAUUACGGUAAGAGAAACAUGAAUUUUUCUUACCAAAGUAUCUAAAUCAAUGUUCAUUUUAUGAAAAUAAUCUUCUAUUAUUGUUACACAUAUAUUUUGUAUAAUUCACUUAAUUACAAUCUCAGUAAAAAAAAUUGGGAGUAAGCGAAACCGAAUUGGACGUUACGGUGAAUUCUUUUUUUCUUAUCUUGAAUUCUUUUCACCUAAAUCGUUUGAAUUUACGUUUAUUGAUUUGAGUUGGCAUUAUAAAUGAACAAGUGAUUAAUCUUAAGUGUAAAAAUGCCGAUUGCGAACAGGAAAUAUGGAAUUUUGUUAAAGUGUGAAAAUGAUCAAUUUCACAGGUAGAAGUAUAGUGUUGAUCUAUUAUCAUAUGACUUACCAUAUGAUUUUGAGAUCGAGCUGAGUAAAUAAGUAAACUUUUUCUACCUUUCUUUCUAAAAAGAUGCACUUAUGCUCAUAGCGCGAACCACAAAAACAGCCUAAAUCAUAUGGUAAUAGAUCAACACUAUACAGCCUGCCUGUCAAAUUUAUCUUUUUCACAAUUUAACAAAAUUUCAUAUUUCCUGUUCGUAAUCAGCAUUUUUAUGGAAUGAGAAAACGUCACUACCCAGUGGGCAAAAAACCAUGAUGGUUCUAAAAACGUUUUAAGAACGUUUUUAGAACGUUUCAUGUCUGCCAAAUACUGUUCUGGAACAUUAUUUAAACAUCUAUGUUCUU